Molecule: messenger RNA, 2335 nt
Organism: Ostrinia furnacalis (Asian corn borer)
Lineage: Eukaryota; Metazoa; Arthropoda; Insecta; Lepidoptera; Crambidae
Product: asparagine-rich protein
Exons: 2
Coding region: 117-2093 (658 amino acids)
Biological process (GO): transcription by RNA polymerase I
Source: RefSeq, a predicted model, not a curated record
AGUGAGGUUAUGUUUGACUUUGAUGAUUAUUUUUGGAAUUCUGCGAGUGAACCAGGGUUUACUUACUGCGUGUUUCAUGCAAUGUAUGUUUUAGAAAUUUAAAUAUAAAAUUUAUUAUGGAUUCUUCUUCUGGCGAAGAAAGUUUUACUUGGGAAAAGGCAUCCUAUGGGAGCGAUGCUAGUGAUGAGCCUUCUAAACUGGAAGUACAAGACGUCAACAAUACAAAAACUGAGCUUAAAGACAGAAAAAAAAGGAAACAUAACAUUGAAGAAAAUAGUUUUCAAGAAGAAGAGUGUCCUAAAAGGAAAAAGAUUAAAACAGAACCAGAAAGUGAUUCCGAAGCCAAGAAAAAAAUUAAGAAAAAAAUGAAAUUGUCUAAUAGUAAUGGAUAUUCUUAUAAUUUGAGUGAUUCUGAACAACAAGAGAAUGAUGAAUAUCUUAAUAUGCAAGUGAAGCAAGAGCAAAAGUGUCUGGAAUUAAGCAAUAGUAUAAAGUACGAAAAAAAUAAAAAGCAUAGAGAUAGUGAAUUCGAAAAUGUAGAUUCUAAAGAUAGCAAUGUGAAUGAUAACACAUCUAAAAAGAAAAAAAAUAAGAAGAAAAAAGAACUUACUAAUAAUGAGCUAUCAAUUGACAGUGCUACUGAAAAUGAUUUAUGUAACCAUGAAAACCAGGAUGAUAAUAUUGUACAAGAGAAAUAUGAGCUGAGUAAAAAGAGUCCCAAAAAGAAAAAAAGGAAGGAAAGACUGCCAAGUGAAAGUCAUGAUAGUCCUGAAAAUGAAAACAAAUUAAGUGCAGAAGAAACUAAAGUACAAAAUAAUAAAUCAAGUGAUUAUAAUUUUAAUGAGUCCAAUCAAAGUGAUCACAGCAAUGAUUUAGAUAGUAGCAUGGGUGUAAAUGACACAAAAUAUUCAAAAAAACAACAUCAAAACAGUAUAAACAUUCAUUCAACUGUUAGAAUUACUCAGUCUCAAAAUGAUUCACCAAGAAAGAUAACAUCAACUAAACAGAUUGAUUCUUCCCAUAACAAUGUAGCAGCUAUUGAUGACAAAAGCAAUUCAGCAUAUUAUAAUGAUGAAGAAAUUAGAAGUCACUCUAACAAUGUUUUAGAUGAUAGCACUUAUAAAAAUCAUUCUGAAUCAUUAAAAAAGCAAUUUUUCAAUACAACAAACAACCAAUCUCCCAUUAAAAUUGCUAAUAAUUCACCAAAAACAUUGUCAUCCAAACAGAGAAUGGACUCUCUUAACAAUGUAAGUAUUACUAAACCAGGAAGAUUAAUGGACCGAAUUUGUUAUGAAGAUGACCCUGACACAGAUACAGAUGUAACUCAAAGUAACAAUGAUACCUCAACAUACUUAAAAAAGUACUUGAAACAAAACAACAAUUUGCAACCAAUUGUAAAAGGGUUAAAAAAAGGUUCAGAAAUUACUGAUGAUGAUGAAUUGUGGAUAUUAAAAUGUCCUCAUGACAUUGAUAUACAAAAGUUAGAUAACACUUGUUUUAAUUUAGACAACAAAAGUAAAAUAAAAAUUCAUGGUGAAACAUAUUGUGGAAAUUUAGAUGAAAAUACAAGUACAAUAGCUAUUUUAUCCUCUGAUAAUUGUAAUUUUAUUAUUAAAAAUGUUGUUACAAGUGGUACAAUCAAUUUACGUAAAAGAUUACCAAAACCCCAUGUGCAAGAAGAUAAUGUUAUGGUAAAUAAUCAAACUGAUUUUAUUCCAUUGCCUAAAACUAAAUGUCGCCAUCCAUUGUUUGGCUCAGACUACAAGGACGCCAUUCAUGUUCGAAUGCGCGAGCGCGUAGACUCUGCAGCCGAGGACCCUGAGGUGUCCACAAUUUAUGAAAGAAAGAAGAAGAAAAAACAUCAUAAAAGAGAUUAUUACACUACAUUGAAACAAGAAUUAGACAAUUCAUUCGAAACAUCGCCAAAACUAGAAAAUGAAGCAGAUGUUACCAUAAAGAAGGCUAAGAAACGCAAACAUGUAACUGAAGAUGAAAGUUAUAAGAAAAAACCUAAAAGGAUAAAACUUGAGCCAGAUUCUGCAGAAGCUUGGGAGUCUGAAAAAGCAAUUGAAGAAAACCUAUUUAAUUUUUAGAUAAGUAGGCAUGUCUAUAUUGUCUAAGUAUGUUUCUGUAAAUAUUAUUAAAUGAUUAUUAGUGAUCCAACUGAUUCUGAGUAGGAUGUGAUCUAAAGUAAUUUAAUUAAUGCAUUGCUGCAGUUAUAACUAGCAUAAUUUUUAAUCCAUGGAAUGGCAAUAUUAUUUUUUCAAAAAUAGGUUGUUCAGUGUUCACUCCUACUAUGAAUAUUUAGGAUUACUACUAACUAAAAUAAUUUUAA